Vanderwaltozyma polyspora DSM 70294 is the source of this 453-nucleotide messenger RNA. Its product is annotated as ribosomal L7Ae/L30e/S12e/Gadd45 family protein. Gene Ontology annotation, cellular component: nucleolus; box H/ACA snoRNP complex. Gene Ontology annotation, biological process: rRNA pseudouridine synthesis; snRNA pseudouridine synthesis; ribosome biogenesis. Lineage: Eukaryota; Fungi; Ascomycota; Saccharomycetes; Saccharomycetales; Saccharomycetaceae. Gene Ontology annotation, molecular function: box H/ACA snoRNA binding. The transcript has a single exon. The record is from RefSeq and is a predicted model, not a curated record. Bases 1 to 453 code for a protein of 150 amino acids.
AUGGGUAAAGAAUCUAAAGAAGUAAAAGGUGAAGACAACUAUGAUACUAGAAUGCCAGCUGUUCUGCCAUUUGCUAAACCACUGGCCUCUAAAAAAUUGAACAAGAAGUUGUUGAAAACUGUUAAAAAGGCUUCAAAGGCAAAGAAUGUUAAGAGAGGUGUUAAAGAAGUUGGUAAAGCUUUGAGAAAAGGUGAAAAAGGUUUGGUUGUCAUUGCUGGUGACAUUUCUCCAGGUGAUGUUAUUUCUCAUUUACCAGUUUUAUGUGAAGACCACUCUGUUCCAUACAUCUUUGUCCCAUCUAAACAAGAUUUAGGUUCAGCUGGUGCAACUAAAAGACCAACUUCUGUCGUGUUCAUUGUUCCAGGUAGCAAUAAGAAGAAGGACGGUAAAGGUAAAGAAGAAGAAUAUAAAGAAUCAUUCAACGAGGUUGUCAAAGAAGUUGAAGCCUUAUAA